UUCCUCGGCUAUAAUAACUGUGACGUCCGUGGAAUGCAUUACAUUUUGCCAUUCAUAGGGAUGCAUUUUUACACCACUGUAACAAGAGUAGAGUUUUAGGUUUUUUGCUUCCUUUAAGAACAAUAUGAGCAGCGUCCUAGAUGCAGUCCAGAGCAACAGUGCCAGAAUAUUACAGUUGCUGAUAGCCAUCCCUGGUAGCAUAAGACAGAAGGAACUGGACCGGGCUCUUCUACAGGCAGCGAAGUUAGGAUAUCAUGAGUGUGCCUUGCAUCUGUUACAAGCAGGAGCUGAUCCUGAUUUCAGUGAUGCAAGUAGUAAUAGCCCUCUGAAGAUAUCUGUAGAAAAUGGGCACACACAGGUGGCCAAGGUUCUGAUAGCAGCAGAAUGUGAUAUCAAUAAGAGAACAAACAGUGGCUCAACAGCUCUUCAUUUUGCUGCAAGAUAUGGCAAAUGUGAUUCAGUCGAUCUUCUCCUUGCUGCCAAUGUAAAUCCUACAAUUCGAGAUUCUGCAGGAAAUACCCCCUUAAUUUCUGCUGCCAAAGCACAACAAGUCCCAGUCAUGAGACGGCUGCUGCAGGUAAAGUGUGCAAUAAAUGCCAAGAACAAGGAAGGGAUGACUGCAUUACACUAUGCAUGCCUCACAGGGAUGGGUGUGGAACUCCUCAUCAAUGCUGGUGCUGAUCUUAAUGUCAAAGAUACUGUUGGAAAUACUCCCAUUAUUAUUGCAGCCACAGAGGGACUGUGUAAGACAAUCAGAAAACUGUGCCUGGCCAACUGUGAUGUGAACCUGUGUAAUACUGAUCAGCAGAGGACUGCUCUUCAUUACAUGGCCAUGAAGGGACAUGUCGAAUGUGUUGAAGAGUUAUUAUAUGCUGGAGCCCAUCCAGAUAUCCCUGAUGCCGGUGGAUGUACACCAUUAUGGCAUGCUAUCAAUCGCAAUCAAAUCGGUGUAGCUAAACUACUGUUAAGGUCUAACUGUGGCUUUGGGUUUAAGAAUUACUCCUUUAAAUGCGAUACGAGCAUGUUGCAACUUGCUUUAGAAAAGGGACACCCAGAGAUUGUGAAAAUGCUUGUGAUUGCUGGCUGUGAUUCGCACCGUCUUGGAAUCUGGUUGGCUAAUGAGAAUAUUGAACAGGUAAUAAGAGAAAAUGUUGGGUUGUGGGAUUGGUUGCAAGAGAUGGCUGCCACCCCUAAUACCCUCAAGCAGCUGUGUCGUUUGUGUGUGCGUGAGGCGAUGAAUCAUGAAGUGAUUUGUAAAACUGAGCACCUCUUUCUACCUCAGGCAAUGAAAGACUACAUAGCCCUCAAAGAAUUAGAUGAUUACCAUUGAUAUUUGAUCUUUUGGUAGAAAAAGCAGUGUCGAACUUGAAGGGAUUCAUGGGAUGCCUGAAUCUCCAUAUGUAGUCAUUAAUCUGAAUUGCUCAGUUUUAUGAAUUCUAAUUUACACUUUGUGUAUGGGUAAAGAUGUUGAAUAUCCACUCUUUAGCAAGUGGGUCGUGAGAAACGGUAUCUGAAAAAGUAAUUUGUUGCUAAAUGCGGAGGUCUGUAAUAUUUGCUUACGUCUUCGAUCACAUGGUUAAUUGAUAAUGCUUCAUCCCAUUUAAUUUGAUGUUUUAUGUAAUUUGUUGUGUUCUAAAAAUAUUAUAGUUGAUGAAAUGUCUCCUGCAAAAUGUAAAAUGACAUUAUGAGAUAACUUGUGAUAAUUAAUUAAGGAUCUUUAAUUAGAGAGAUUCAUUUCAUACAGUUCUGUGCUUGAGAGGCAUAAAUAUUCUCUUUAACUUCAUGGGGCUGAUGGAUUACAUGUACACUAGUGCAUUUGAUUUGGUCUUAAAGUGCAAUUUAAGAUCACAAAUGAUCUUACACGAUCUUAAUCAUUACAGCAAUAGUCUUAAA
Lingula anatina is the source of this 1893-nucleotide messenger RNA. RefSeq names its product ankyrin repeat and SOCS box protein 15. The record is from RefSeq and is a predicted model, not a curated record. Lineage: Eukaryota; Metazoa; Brachiopoda; Lingulata; Lingulida; Lingulidae. Gene Ontology annotation, molecular function: protein binding. Gene Ontology annotation, biological process: intracellular signal transduction.